Molecule: messenger RNA, 1942 nt
Organism: Emys orbicularis (European pond turtle)
Lineage: Eukaryota; Metazoa; Chordata; Testudines; Emydidae
Gene: TTC31
Product: tetratricopeptide repeat domain 31
Exons: 17
Coding region: 68-1942 (624 amino acids)
Molecular function (GO): RNA binding; protein binding; metal ion binding
Source: RefSeq, a predicted model, not a curated record
CCUGCUCACCAGGUAUGGCUGGGACCCCAACUUAGAGCACCGCAAGGAAGAGGAUCUCAACAACUUAAUGGAGAAGCUGAUGAUGGAGAACUUGUAUGGCCCCCCCAAAGCUGAGGAGAUAGCAGACUCGGACGACGAGCUCUGCUAUUACUACGACAACGAUGGGGAGUAUGACGAGGAGGAGGAGGAGGAGGAGAAGUGGGACGAUUCCAACAAGGAAUACGAUGCAAAGACUGACGAGGACUCAGUCCCUGGCACCUUCUGUGGCUUCAGGAAAUCCUUCCUGUGCAAGGACACCUCACCAGCUCCCCUGCCCCAGAGCUCGCUGGACUAUCAACUGCUGGACCUGAAACUGCCCCAGAGGCAGCGGGUGACUGCAGAGGAAGCGGAGAAGAACGCCAAGGAGCUGGUAGCUGAGGAGGAGCGAGUUAAAAGGAAAGCAGAGAAGAAAAGACUUAAGAAGAAGAGGCAGAAAGACCGGAAGAGGCAAGAAAAACUAGAACAAGAAUUGAAGCCCAAGCCCGAGAUGAAGUUGAAUGAACCUUGUCUGAAUGGUGACGCGGAGGAGGAAGGCGCCAUGACAUCGUUGCGGAAGGGGCCCCUGGACUCCAGCCCCUCCCGGAGAGAUCCCAGCGAGCCCCCAGCUCCUAGGAGAGGGGAGGGAGCCAGGGCCCAGGUCAGGAGUGCAGACAUGAGCACCGAGGAGGAGACGGAGGAUGAGCUGGACUUGAGCAGCACCUUUGUCUCCAAAGCUCAGCGUAAGGUGGGGGUGAAGCCGCUGGCGCCCAGGAAGGAGAAGGCGCCCAGAGCUGAGCCCAAGGAGCCGGAGAGGAAGCCCCAGCAGGAGGUGCCGAGGCCUGGGCAGGAUGUGAGCGGAGUGGAUCCCAGCACAGUGCUAGCAGGCUAUGGGUACGAGGCGGCGGCGCGGGGCUGCUUCCAGAAGGCUGUGCUCUUCUUCACUGAGGCUGUCAAACUCAACCCUCGGGAGCACAGGCUCUUCGGGAACCGCUCGUACUGCUAUGAGAGGAUGCAGCAGUACGACAAGGCCCUGAGUGACGCCCACGUGGCCUUGAGCCUCCUGCCCGGCUGGCCCAAAGGCUUUUUCCGCAAGGGCAAGGCCCUCAUGGGGCUGCAGCGCUAUGCCGAGGCCGAAAGCACCUUCCUGGAGCUGCUGCGGCUGGACAGGUCCCAUGCCGACGCAGCCGCCCAGCUGGAAGUGUGCCAGGUGCAGCUCAUCCUGGGGAACGGCUUCAGCAGCUUUAGCGGUGAGAGGAGCCUGCCCAUGGAGCCGUCGCUGGGAGCCACGGAGUCUCAGCUGGCGGGGUCUGGUGAGUGGGCCAGGAGCUGGUCCCCGGGCAGCAGUGGCUGCGCCGAGGGGGACGAGGAUGGGGAGAGCGGGUUUGUGACCAUCACUAACUCACGGAGCCGAGGGAAAGGCCCAGCCCAGCAGGGGCUCCGGGCCAGCGGCGGGGAGACCCCAGCUAGCACCAGACACCCCGUAGCCACUGCGCAUCAGGCCAGGGAGUGGUACGCUGUGUGGGUUGGGAACGUCACCCCCAGGAUCACCCAGAAGUUGCUGCGCAGCUGUUUUGAGGGGUUUGGGCCCAUCCACUCGGUGCGGAUGCUCCCGGAGAAGUACUGCGCCUUCAUCAACUACACCAAGAAGGAGGCGGCGGAGGCGGCCUACGCAGCCCUGCAGGGAGCUGAAGUGGAAGGAACCAAGUUUGUGCUGCAGCUGAAGCACCCUGACCAUGCAACCCCGGCCCCUGGUCGGGCUGGCCCUGGCAACGCCCCGCGGCCCGUGGGGAGGGAGCCGGUGCGAGUGCCCCCCACCCUGGAGUGCCAUUUCUGGCGGAACGCCGGCUGCAGCUACGGGGCCGACUGCCGUUUCCGCCACCUGCCCCAGAGCAAGGGGCUGGACAAGAAGCUGGCUCAGCACUAG